AUGAAGUUGAUGUUUUUGGCGUUGAUUUUACCUGCAGUCGGUUUUUGUCAAUCAACUGAAAAUCCAGAAGAUCAAACAAUUGCCGGUAACCAAUUAGACUUUCUGAACGAAGAAGAACAACAAAAAGUCAAUGAAAUUUUCGAGCAAAAUCAAGAAAAACCCAGAAAAGAUCUUCGAAAGGCUUUGAAAGUCUAUUCGCUUUCUCUACCUCAAGAUGUUCAAGACAAAGCUCAUGAAGCUAGGAAAGACCUAGACGCCAAAGUUAAAGCUUCUAAAGCUAAGGUCAAGAAGUUGGGAAAAUCACUUCAAUAUUUGUUGAAAAGACUCGACCACUUUAUUAAAAACGACAAAUUGUCAUUGAAGAAGGCGAAGGUGCUGGUCGGUGAAACUUUGAAAAAUGCAAAACCAGAGCUGUUGAAGGAUUAUGAAGAAGCUAACUUGGAUGAUGUUUAUCAGCGUCAUGAACAACAAGUUUUCUAUUUUACUACGAAAUAA
Messenger RNA from Bursaphelenchus okinawaensis, 495 nucleotides. The record is from the annotation of a GenBank genome assembly. NCBI's taxonomy places the organism in Eukaryota, Metazoa, Nematoda, Chromadorea, Rhabditida, Aphelenchoididae.